CGAGCCUGCGGCCCCGGCCGCGCACCAAAGCCGGGGAGCCCGCUGGAUGCUGAGACAUCCCCGCCGCCGCUCAACCUCGGGGCUGCCGGAGCAUGGACUAUUAAAAACUUGCCUUUCUGCAGUGCGAGGUAAUACUUUAACUCCAAUAUGGGAAAGCAAAACAGCAAACUACGCCCUGAAGUCAUGCAAGAUUUGCUAGAAAGCACAGACUUUACAGAACAUGAGAUCCAGGAGUGGUACAAAGGCUUCUUGAGAGACUGUCCAAGUGGACAUUUAUCUAUGGAGGAGUUUAAAAAAAUAUAUGGAAACUUUUUUCCUUACGGGGACGCUUCUAAGUUUGCAGAGCACGUAUUCCGCACUUUCGACGCCAACGGAGACGGAACAAUAGAUUUCAGAGAAUUCAUCAUAGCCCUGAGUGUAACGUCGAGAGGAAAACUGGAGCAAAAGCUGAAGUGGGCAUUCAGCAUGUACGACCUUGAUGGGAACGGCUACAUCAGUAAGUCAGAGAUGCUGGAAAUCGUGCAGGCAAUCUAUAAGAUGGUUUCUUCUGUAAUGAAGAUGCCAGAAGAUGAGUCAACACCAGAGAAGAGGACUGAGAAGAUCUUCCGCCAGAUGGACACCAACCGUGAUGGAAAGCUCUCUCUGGAAGAGUUCAUCCGAGGCGCCAAGAGUGAUCCGUCCAUAGUCCGUCUCCUGCAGUGUGAUCCCAGCAGUGCCGGGCAGUUCUGAACCUGUCCUUUGGAUGAAUUAUGUAUCUGCUUUUUUUUUUUUUUCCUUGCCAAACAACAUUCAUGGUAGUGUUGCCUCUGUAUGGCCAAUUAUGCCUUCAUUUGUGGCAUCUUAUAGCUUAUUUUGUUGUGGAUUAAUUAUAAGAAUGCUGAAUUGCUCUUAACAAUUUGUCCAGAGCACGGGCAGUACUGUUUUAAACAGAUAUUGUGGUGUUAUCAUUGUUUUUAAAAUUUCAUUUUGUUGUUUGUUUGUUUGUUUGUUUGUUUGUUUGUAUCUGUUUUGGAAAGUACGUGUUGAGGAGGAGUAAACCAGCAACAAACCCCUUGGCAGCAAGACUCACUGACAGAUUUUAGAUUGCUGCUUUAGUUGUUAGGUAUUCACCUGCAGGACCUGAAUGUGUAGUAAGGCUGAACCAAAGGGGUUGUGAUGGGUAGGGUAGGAUUCACCUGGAACCUCCUCUCCUGUCCAGGAGGCACCAGUUAAGAUCAAAGACAGGACUGGGAAGAAGUAUGAAAGUGCAAAACGUGUGUGGGGUGUAUCAUCCACUCCUAUGCCUUGUUGCUUCAAUGCUGUGAACCCUUUCCAGGUUGUGAAGGAGAAGGGACAAAAUGAAGGUUGACAUUUUUUUACUAGGUUUACAUUGGUUGAUGUCAUAUGGCUUUAUCUGAAAAUCCAGCAAUUUGCAAUCCUGAUCUCCAAAUCCACAACUGACAAUACCUCUUGCCGUUUGGGAUCAGCAAAAGCAGACACAGAUAUGAAAAGCUGGGUCUUGACAAUGAAUUUAAGGGAGAUACAUGUUGAAUGUGAAAUUUUCAGGUUAGUAAUAAAGCAGUUGCUACUAGGGAGAGUGGACAUUCGCGUGAGAAACUCACAGACACCUGCAAGCAGCUCCAGCUAAGGCACAUCUGAGCAUAGCAGGAAGUUUUGGGGGUGUUUUUGUCUCUCUCCAUGUAGCUAACAGAGUUUCUGGGCCUGCUCUUAGGGGAAGGCUGUCAUCAAAACUUGUUUUAAACAUAAAAUUGUAGCAUUUAUAUUUCAUUUAUUUUAGUAAAGUUCAAAAAAUCUGUACUGAAAUGAGGAAAUGGUACGCUUUAUGAUAUAUUUAUAUAUAUAAAAAUUAAAACAAAAAAAGAUCAGCUCUUGAGAGAAAUGUUGAAUGUUUAUCUUUCCGCCUAGGUGCAGGAGUUCUGAAAAUUUGCUGCUGCAAAAUUUUACCCUUUGGUCAAACUUGCUGUAUGCAAAGCUAGUACACGUGGGAUUUCUUAGGGACUUUACAAGUACUGUUGCAAAAGAAAAGCUGGAAAAGCUUUAGCAACAGGAGGCAUUAUGCUGACUAAAUUGGCAUUAAUCAGUCAUUAGCUAAGUCUGCUUUGUGAUUCUGUUGGAGAGCUACCCAUGCAGGCAGUGCACGGUGUUGGGAAUUCAUGAGCUCGUUAGAGUAACCUUUGUCUGACAGGCAAAGUUGGCAUUUUGUCAAGUGACCUUGUCGAUGCUAAUCCCCAGUAGCCUUAAUUUAAAAUAAACCAAGUAAAAGAAGUCUGCUCUGCAGAUGAUGAUUAGCUAAGUACUAAUUAGAAGUCAUGAAUAAGUAGUUGAGCAUAAAUAAUCUUCUGUGGAACACUAGCUAGCAUGUACAAUAACUGACAGAAGCAAUCUUAUACUUCAUUUUUCCAUACCAUUUGCUUUGCCAGGUGUGAAGGGCGAAGCACGUUAAGAGAAAAUAAAAGUAAAUUGAAAAUAACAUUGUUAAUCAGUUGUACUAAAAUUUUUAUGAGUGGCUAAUGACACUCAAUAAAUGUCUUCAAGUACACAUCUUUGUCUCAAACAAUCAUAAAAAUCCAGUUGAUUAUAUAUUUCCAUUACAUUCAUCAAAAUACUGAGCCAAGAUGAGCGUGGGAAAAUAAGAAAGCAAAGGGGGCCCAACCACAGACACAAACAGAUUUUAAUACCCAGCACUUUCAGGUGUUAUGAGCAACACUGGCAAGUUUUGCACCAAUUCUUCUGGUUGAUGAAAAUGUUCUCUUAUCUCCUUCUCCCAAAACUUAAUUAGACACCAUGUGCACAAAUCUAACCCUUUGAAGGACAGUCUGUGCCUACCUUCUUCAAGGCAAUUUUCUUCUUUACCUGGAGAGGUUCUGGCCCUCUCUCCAAUAUCCAUCACCCUGUGGAUUUUGAAAGUCAUGUACCUUAGGGUUGUUUUUCAGCAGAAGAAGCCUGGCCAGACUGCUGAAGGAAGGUCAGUGGGUGUGCACUGACUAACACCCCCCUCUGCCAGCUGGGAAUGACCAGUGCCGCCGUUCAUCACCACCCCUGUGCCAGCAGGACAAGGUGACACCAGAGGAUCCCUGCCGAGCUUCCAAGCUCCUGGCUCAGUGCAGGCACCCACGUCCAAAGCAGCCCAGACCUAUGGAAGCUGGCAUUUACUGGAGGUGAACUCAGAUACCUUCUACGGUUCCAUCUUCUUCUUAAUGCUGUGACAGCAGUUGCAUGUGACUGAAGCUUUUAAAAUGUUGCCUUUUAUUUAAGUGACUGCAUACCACCUCUUUUUCAUUGUACAAGACACUUCUGGCUCAGAACCUAACCUCUCAGUUUGUUUUUGCUCAGUAGUUUUGGGGUGUUGAGGCCAGGCUCACCUCCUGUGUUACUCCCGUACAGCACGUGUUUGAAAGCACAACGUGUGCUGUGACCCCAGGCCAGCAGACAUGUAAUGCUUCCCACAGUUCACAAAAUUUGGAAUAGUAAGAAUUAGCUUACAGCUGCAGAGGGCGUAGCUGCAGAUAAGGCUAUUGUAUAAACCUUUACAGAGUGAACUAAGGUUAUUCUUUUACCUGACUACCACUAAUGAUUGGUAUUAUUUUAAAUUAUUAACAAUCCCUUUCUUUCUCUGCCUCUGCAUGUACUUAAAGAGUGAUUUGUAGCUGAAGUUGUGAUGGGAACAUCUGCAGACUUCAAAUCAGCAGGACAGCAGUGGUAUGCUGUGCCUCAGAUUGAAAUUUUCUGCUUUGCUGUCUUUUGCAUUUGUAAUCAUAACUGCCUUCAUAAAGCUUUUGAAGGCAAAGUGGUGUAUCCUGUAUAAAAUAGCACAGUAAGUCAGACUUUUGAGUGAUUCAUUAGCAAUAACUCCACACAGGAAGGAUGGCAGACAGCACAUACUAUUUCAUAUCACUUCUCAAUUUUGUAGAUGCAUUCUCUAGUUUUAUUUGCAUGUGCAAGAGGCAGUCUUCACUAUGUGUUGUCCAAAGCAAUGAAUGAGUUCAUCUCACAAACUGUAGAUUGAAGUAAUGGAAAAUGCAAGUCCCAUUUGUCUGGUGUUACCAGUCACUGUCAAACUCUGGGCCAGAAGAUGUGAAAUGGGGACUAUGACUUGUGAGUUUUGCAGUAGCCUCUCUUUGUUUCAGGAUGCAUUGGGAAGGGAAAGGGGAAAACAACUGUUUUAAAACCAGCAUAUAUAUUCUUGUGAGCACUUAGAGUUUGAGAGGGACUGAAGAAAUAUUUAUGUUUCAACAUUAUUUGAAGCCCUGUCAAUUCACAGUUCAAUGAUGUUCCUGGGGUAUCCAGAGCUAUGCUGUUCCCUUGCAGUUCUUAGAAGCUUUUAAGAUUUUUAUCUUCUUCCUGGGGCAUUCUGUCCUUUGUUGCUCUGUGUUAUAAGGCAUGACCUCCACAUUUUCUGCUGCUUAAAACAGUAAGCCAGAAGUGUGUAAAUUUCGUAGCUGGAUGAGGUCUGUGUGCAGAAAUAUUGCACACCAGCACAGGAAGUAAUCACACAUGACCAAGUCCCCGUGGUUUGAACGCUGCCCCUGGGGGAUGAGCCCCAGGACUUCUCUCUUCACUGAUUGCAAAAGUGCAAUAAUGCGGCUUAGCUUGAUUUUCUUUCACUGCAGAUCAGGUUAAGUCACAUUACCUUGCGUUUGCUGUGGGCAGAACCUUGUCUCAGCUGACUCAUGGAAACUUGGUGAACUGUGGUAACUUGAUGUUGAGCCCUAAUCUGCAGACUAAGCUAAGGUGAGAAGAUGGCCUUGGCCAUACAUCUCAGUACAUGUGAACCAGAGAACACGGUGACAAGUGGCAGGUCCCUGGGACAUGUGGCAGUGAGAAGGGAAUCUCCUGCCUCAGAACAAAUGCCCUAAGCUGAGCUGCCUCCUUCUUUUAAAACUCUCUCCUUUUUUAGCACUGCUGGUGUAAAAUGCAACAUGAUAGCAAUAUAGUAGGUCAGGAUCAAGGAGGUAUCCUUCAAGGGUUUCAUUUUGCAGUUUAGCCUACAAGUGCCAAGUGGAACAAUCAGACAAGUCUGAUUGUUGGCUGGACAAGUCUUCCUGUACACCAGCACUCCUUUUGUCUUUCUCAUGGUGCUCCCUCGGUUUCCUGGCAUGGCAGUCCUGGGCUCAGCAGUUAGAUGUCGGGUACCUGGUGCAAGAACAGUGAAGAAGAAUAUUUCACCUGCCCUUUGCAGAAGUAUUUGGAUGCAUUAUUUGCUCUGUGUCUUACUAAGCAGGAUCUCAUGUAGGAGUCUUAAAGUGGGGAAACUUGGUUUUCUUGGUAUCACAGGCAGAACUUGUGCUUAGAAAUGCAGAGAAACUUGGCAAGUGCCAGAGAGCUGAGCAGUGCUCAGAGCUGCAUGCAGUUUGCCACUGAUUGUGCAGUAGGCAGAUAAGUUAAACAGCAGUGAUACAUCAGACACAUGGUGUGAUGUGUUUCGAGAUAGGGCUUGACUAGAAAUGGCACCUUCUAUGUGAGCAGCUCAGUCUGCUGCAUACUCUGUCAGAGGCGCUGACAAAAUACUCUCUAAAAUUAAGCAGCAGAGCUGCUCACCGUACCCUGGCAGGCAUUGAACAAACAGCUCCCAGGAUGAACAUAAGGUUUUCCCUAAGUGCAGCUAAGGACAAAACAUUGCCUGUAGGAGUUCAUUCCCGGUCAUGGUAGAAAAGAAGAAGGGAAAGCUCCGUCGACUCUCAAAGCCCAGGUGUCAUUUUGCAGGCUAGGGAUGGUGGAAUGAACAUCUGUGUUUUAAGCACGUAGAAACGACAGCAGGGAUUGUAAACUGGCAUGAAAAUCAGUGACAUUGGAAACCAGGACAACUUGCAGUUGAGGGACUGCAGAAGCCAUUAGGUGCCUCUGGCCUACAGAGCAGUAGAACUAUCAGUUGGAUGUGCAAUCAAUCUCCUUGCCCCUUGCAGAAACUAUCCCUGUCUACUACGGGUAUCUAUAGCUUCUCUUAUUCCAUCCUGGCUUUUGCUGCUGUUGUUUCCAAAUUAUCCAUACUGAGAAGUUGUUUCCAGGGUGAGGAUUUUCACAGGAUAAGGCAUAAAGCUUUCCAGAUGUACUGUCCACAUCUUAACAAGCUGGAAAGGCCAGAUGCAAGAGGCUUCUCAUUGUUUCCCACUGGUUGUGUUAUUUUAAUGUGUAUCUGGGAUUAAGCUAUCACUUGUAAAAUGCUGACUAAUAAGCAAAGCAAAAAAAGAGCCUGAGUUGUAGUGAACAAUGCAGAAAGACUAGAAAAAUUAAAAACUGUAAAGACAUCCCUGCCUGUACCCCAGGGUCUGGAUUUGCACAGUGAAACCCUCUUAGCAGUAACCAGCACAGAACAGCUCCUCUACUCCAGCCCAGUCAAUGGUACCUCCUGGGCUGCUUCAGCCCUGUGUGUUGAGGCUGGGGACUCUGGUUCCUGACACAGAUACAGUCAUCUGAGAUGAUUAGGCAGGCUAAGGGCUUCCUAGGUCUCGAGGCACACAGCAGCCACCCAUCCUCUGCAUAGUAUUCACUUACUGUGCACCUGAGAUGUUUUAGAUCUUCCCUUCUUGCCCUGACAUUAUACCAAAGAUGUUCUCACCUUCCCAGGGCAUGUGCUCAGGGUGUCCAGCUCUCUAAGUCUUUGCAGCCACCUCCCAGUUGCCAUCCCCAGCCUCUGUGUGAGCAAACAACAAACACCAGCCCUUGACCUGUGGAGGAGCCAAGCUUGAUGCAAUUAAAUGGAACAGCUUCUGAUUUGGUUUCCUAUCUUUGGUCCACCUGUGUGUACCACACUAUUUAUUUCCUAUUAUUAAGCACUGGCAGUAUUAAACAUUUUAAGAGCUCCCAGAACCUCUGAAACAACAUGGUUUUCAUUAUUGUGUAUGUGUUUGUCAAGGCACUGCAGACUGAACCUGCCUGGUGCUCGCUCUCCACUGCCCUGGUUUACUCCACACAGAGCUGGAUCCUUCCUGGCUGGAGCAGCACCUCCCUACUCAUCCCCCUGCAGCAUGCAGUGCCCCAGUCCUGCAGGAGCACCCAGAUGAUGUGGACCAAUUGUGGCAUAGUUAUAUCAGGUGGAAACUCUUCCUGCUAUCUGUCAAGUGUUGGGGCUGUGACCUCUGGUUUUCUCCUCCCUGGGGACAGGGGUUUCAGGGGUUUCAGUGUUCAGGGUUGGCCUCACGUUUCCCCACCAAAUGGGAUGACAGGAUGAUGGUGAUUAGUAAACCCACCUGAGAAAAUCCUCAUAGAGUCUAAACUUCAUUUGUGCUGUUCAUUGGCUGCACUCAGAGGGAAGAAUAAUGGGUCCAGUGUGGUGGUUUGGGGGAGAAUUUGCAGUUCUUUGCUACCAGAACCUUUUUAUUUCCUGUCAUUAUUCCCAUUUCCAGGGCAACCAAAUAGCUUUUUAUUAGUAUCUGGAAGAAAAAGAAAAAUCAAAUCCAGGGUUUCAAUCCAAUAAGGAUCUAAGGAAGGUUAGUAAAGACAUCAUGUUCAAUGUUAGUCAUACAAAUGUUCCAUAAAAUCAUGUUUCUUUGGUAUUUUGUGUUUACUUUUCUUGUUCAUGUUUUAGGCACGUUUGUGAUUUAUUUCAUUAUUUUGGAUCCUCUUAGAUUCAGCCCUGCUGGUCCUUCAGCUCUUAGGCAGAAGUCCCAAUGAUCCCAAGAGCAGAACUGACUAAGCAAUUACUAGCAAGGUAGGCACACCGUGCCUGAUAAAAAUGAAGAGCUUAAUUAACUUUGGGAUCUUUUUUGUAUGCACACUUGCUUCAAGGAGACAAAUUGAGCUGCAUUUCAAUAUGUUUAUCUCUUCCAUUUGCUCACUUCAAUUCCACCUAAGCAGUCUUGUAGUUAAUAUUUGUAUAUUCACCAUUAUUUUGCUCUUGAACCUGAAGUGACCAAUAUUGUCUUCCUCUGACAGGAGUACUUAAUUCCUUUUAUUUUUAAAUAUUGCUGAGUGAUGUGAUGGAUGCAAAAGUAGUUACACAUUUGUGUGCUGAUUUUGGCUGUGAUAGAGUUAAUUUUCCUCACAGUAGCUAGAAUGAGGGUCAAUUUUGGAUUUGUGCUGGAAAUAGUGUUAAUAACAGAGGGAUGUUUUCAUUAUUGCUGAGCAGUGCUCACAUGGUGUAGAGGACUUUUCUGCUUCCCACCCCAUCCCAUCAGCAAGGGAGAUUGCACAAGGAGCUGGGAUGGGACACAGCCAGGACAGCUGACCCCAGCUGACCCCAGGGACACUGCAGACCAUGGUGUCAUGCUCAGUAUAUAAAGAGGUUGGGGAAAGAAGGAGGAAGAGGGUGACAAGAUCAGAGUGAUAUCAUUUGUCUUCCCAAGUCACCAUUACCUGUGAUGGAGCCCUGUUUUUCUGGGGAUGGCUGAACACCUGCCUGCCCAUGGGAAUUGGAGAAUGAAUGCUUUGCUUUGCUUGUGCAUGGGGCAUUUGUGUUCCCUACUAAACUGUCUUUAUCUCAACCCGUGGCUUUUCUCACUUUAACCCUUCCAAUUCUCUUCUCCAUCCCACUAGAAGGGAGUGACUGAGUGGCUUUGUGGGACUUAGUUGCUGGCUGGGAUUAAAUCACAGCAAUUUGUUUCAAUUUGGGCAGAUAUUUUUGAUGCUCUAGGAACUAAUAAACUGAGAUAAAACAUGGCCAAGAGCUGAAUGGAUCAAAGUCCAGUUCCUAUUUAAGUCCAUGACUAUUCCACAGGGAGAGCUUUUGCUGUUCCCUCAGGCUGUUGCCUCAUUGCAGCACAGAGUAGACAAAACAAAUGGAACUUUUAAUGAUCUUCUAUGAGCAGACUUACUGCAGCAGCAUGGAGUUCAGUAUAUCCUGUGUCUUGGCAAAAUCAGAUACCUCUCUAGAUGAAUGCUUUGUAAGCAAACCUACAUAUCCUAAGGAAGACUUUUACUAUUCAGAAAGGAGAGGGACAUCUAUGAAUUAAAUUAAUUUGGUCCGCGUAUUUUUCUUACGGCUGGCUAGAAUUGCAAGCGUCCUGUGUGUUGUUGCCUAUAGCUGUUGUGAUGUGUUAAUUUCCCCCCCUGAUUCUGUUGUAAGCUCAUCUGGUGGUAUCCUGAGUCUCCAGCUGGUUCUCCUCCAGACAAAGCCCAUGAGAAGGACACGUAGAGGUGAGCAGCUCUCAGGCACACCAGGGGCAGCUUCCGGGGAUGUGGCCCUGUGCUGUUCCAUGCUUUGGGAGUCUGUACCUAUAGAGCAACAUGUUAAACCUACCUGAUAAAAUCAAAGUAGAUGAUUGGGCCACUGAAGGAGAUGGAGAAUUUGGCAGAGGGUUGUGUAUUAUGUUUUGUGCCCCCCAGCAGGUGCAUGGUUCCCCCAACUAUUAACUUCCAGUUAGGACCUUUCCUGAGCUCUUAGUGUUAGAAUAGUUUUCUUAUGCUGAUAAUGUAUUUGUGUUAUGCAACGUACUCAGAAAACAGAAGAUUAUCUCUCUAUGACUGUCCUCUCCUCUCGAGAAGCUGUUCUCCUCUGUACAUAUGAUAUGCAGAAUGUAUGGGAGUCUUACCAGUGUUGGUUUGCAUUUUUAAGACUGUACUAAAUAAUGUGUGAUACUAUUGUGUUUUUGUAGUGGCAACUUUGAUGUAAGAUGUAAAAACUAUUUAAUUUUUUUUGUUGUUGUUGUUAUUGUUCAGCUUUUAGAGCUAGCACCAAGGACUGCAUGUUCACUAGAAUCAGCCUUUUUCAGGGGCUGUCAUAGCUGCACGCAGGCACCGGUGUUUCACCCGGCACGUAGCACCUGCGUUCUUCUUUUAAUAGGGGUCAGUUUUGAGUGGAAACUAAUUCUUCCUGAAAAGUCUAGUUUUGUCUUUCCCUCUCUCAGAUUGAAGCUUCCCCCUCCCAUGCUGUGUGCCAGCCCUGGCCCCAGGAGGAGACCUGGGAGGAAUGUCUCCUGACCCAGGGCACCCCGCUGGCAUCAGGCUCUCUCACCCCGUAGCUCAACCAGUGCAUGCUCCUUGGAAUUUGGUUUUCCUUGGAAGAGCUGGCUGUGCUAGCACAAAAACAGUGGGCUCACAUUGCAAGAAAACUUGUGCAAGUGACUUUAAAAUUAAUUUGACUUUAAAAUUGAGGGGAAUUAAGGAAGAGCCUGAGCAGCAAUUUUAGGGUCAGAAUCUUAUUGGGGUGCUUAAUAUAGCAAGAACUUGGGGUCAGUCCCUAAAAGACAGAACCAUUUGAAUGGCUUAGGUCUACAUUUUUUGUCAGGUUUGGAGAUUGAAGUGGGGCUCAGAUCCAGCCUUUCAGGCAGGGUUAACUUACUAGAUAGACUGAGUCUGAGCUCCUACUCCAGAUUGUGUGGUGGGCCAAAAGACAAGACAUGCUGCAGCUUAGGAGUUAUUUUAAUUUCAGGGUUUUUUUUUUUUCUUUUUAAUGGAGAAAGAAGUUCAAACUGCACCUGGCAAAAUGACUGACUUCAAAAGCAUGUUUUUCCUCAUUAUAUAGACACUCACAAAACAGCAUUGUGUGGCUAAAAAGGCACAUUUGUGACAAUUUCUUUCCGAGUGCCAAAAUAUAUAAGCAGUAUUGUUUGAAGGGAAAUAAAAAUUUUUUUACUGUAUUGUUAUUAUUGUUGAACAAAUAUAUUGUUUUUAAAUGUUAGAUUUUGAAGACUUUUGUAUUGUAAAUUGUUUUGUGACACGGUGCUUUUUCAUACUGGAAUUACUGAUUGCACCUAAAUAUGAAUUAUUGCUUUCUUAUAUAAAUAUGUGACCUUGAACAAUCUUGAUGAAAACCAAUGUGUGGUGGAUACCAACAGUUCAAAAAGAUUCACCUACUGAAAUCCCCUGAAUGUUCUUUCCUACUAAUAAACAUUCUGCUGCAGCUA
Poecile atricapillus (Black-capped chickadee) is the source of this 10781-nucleotide messenger RNA. It is a transcript of the gene NCALD, whose product is annotated as neurocalcin delta. Gene Ontology annotation, molecular function: actin binding; calcium ion binding; tubulin binding. NCBI's taxonomy places the organism in Eukaryota, Metazoa, Chordata, Aves, Passeriformes, Paridae. Gene Ontology annotation, biological process: calcium-mediated signaling. The record is from RefSeq and is a predicted model, not a curated record. The transcript has 4 exons. Gene Ontology annotation, cellular component: cytosol. Bases 148 to 729 code for a protein of 193 amino acids.